AUGGAUAAUAAUUACGAUGAUUCGUCUCCCAAUCAUGCUUCCGAUAAUCAACCAUACCCACCACCGCCUAUCGAUCGUAAGCUACGUCGUUUGUAUGUGUCUGAGGAUGAUGCCUCGGAUGCUGCAUCAACAGCACCGAAUUCCACUUUACAAUCUGAGUCGGAAACGAAACGACCUACUGCUUCACUAAUAAGAACUGGAGAUUACCGUUCUACCAGCUCACUUGAUUCAGAUCAAAGUUCUUCUCUUCAUGACUUGGACUCACCUGUCGAUUCAUCAGAGACUCAAAGCCGUGCCCUGGCACUUGCUUCUCAUAAAAAGUCCUCAAGACUUCUACUACAUGGGAAUCUAAGCAUUUGGAUUUACGAGGCAAAAGACCUUCCAAACAUGGAUAUGUUCCCUACAACGAUGGGUGAAGUUUUUUACAGAAGUCAGAACACUAGUGAUCCAUAUGUCUCUAUUGCUUUAGCAAGUGCAGUGAUUGGAAGGACAUAUGUGAUUAACGACUGCGAAAACCCCGUUUGGAAUCAACACUUUAACGUUCAUGUUGCACAUCAUGCUUCUGAACUUCAUUUCCUCGUUAAAGACAGUGACACGGUGGGAUCUCAACUUAUAGGAGUUGUGGGAAUCCCAGUUGAACAGAUAUAUGCUGGAUCUAAAAUUGAAGGAUCCUUUCCUUUGUUGAGCCCAAAUGGGAAACCUUACAAGAAUGCAGCAUGUUUGGGGCUUUCAGUGCAAUACAUUCCGAUUGAAAAAAUGAGCUUAUAUCACAAUGGAGUUGGAGCUGGUCCUCAAUAUUCCGGGAUUCCUGACACUUACUUUCCACUGAGAAGAGGUGGGCAGGUUACUCUGUAUCAAGAUGCACAUGUCCCUCAUGAUAGCCUUCCAACUACUGAGAUUGAUGGUGACAUGCGCUAUGUUCAUGGUACAUGUUGGAUUGACAUAUUUAAUGCAAUUAAAAAAGCCCAGCGUCUUGUUUAUAUCACUGGAUGGUCAGUAUGGCACGAAGUGCGACUGGUCCGUGAGACAGCAGAUGCACCAACAUACACACUUGGAGAUCUUCUGAAAACCAAAUCACAGGAAGGUGUUAAAGUUUUGCUUCUUGUUUGGGAUGAUCCUACUUCAAGGAACAUCAUGGGCUACCAAGUGGACGGACUCAUGGCUACCCAUGAUGAAGAGACUAAGCGUUAUUUUAAGCACUCUUCAGUGCAAGUGAUGCUUUGUCCUCGGAUGGCUGGGAAGAAACAUAGUUGGGUCAAGAAGCAGGAAGUUGGAACUAUCUAUACGCACCACCAGAAAACUGUGAUUAUAGAUGCUGAUGCUGGAAAUGGUAAGAGAAAAAUUGUAUCUUUUGUUGGAGGACUUGACCUAUGUAAUGGUCGAUAUGAUAAUCCGAAGCAUCCUAUAUUCAGAACACUAGAGACAAUACAUGCAGAUGACUUUCAUAAUCCUACUUUCACGGGUAAUCUUGCUGGUUGUCCAAGAGAACCAUGGCACGACAUGCAUAGUAAAAUUGAUGGACCAGCUGCAUAUGAUGUUAUGAAAAAUUUUGAGGAGCGGUGGCGAAAGGCUUCAAAAGCUAGUGGCAUAAAAAAACUGAGGCUUGCAUAUGAUGAUGCUUUACUGAAAUUAGAAACGAUGCCAGAAUUUUUGACUGUGAAUGAUGAACCUUGCCUUAGUGACCAAGACCCUGAAGGGUGGCAUGUACAGAUAUUUCGUUCAAUUGAUUCAAACUCGUGUAAAGGCUUUCCAAAAGAUCCCCGGGAAGCUACAAACAAGAAUUUGGUUUGUGGGAAGAAUGUGCUUAUUGAUAUGAGCAUACAUGCUGCAUAUGUAACGGCUAUUCGGUCUGCACAACAUUUCAUCUAUAUUGAGAACCAGUACUUUAUUGGAUCAUCAUACAGCUGGAGUGCUUAUAAAGAUCUGGGUGCCAACAAUUUGAUUCCAAUGGAAAUUGCCCUUAAAGUUGCUGGUAAGAUCCAAGCACACGAAAGAUUUGCUGUGUAUAUCAUCAUCCCUAUGUGGCCAGAGGGUGUUCCGACAGGUUCUGCUACACAAAGAAUUCUAUUUUGGCAGAACAAAACAAUGGAAAUGAUGUAUGAGAUUAUCUACAAGGCUUUGGUGGAAGUUGGGCUGGAGGAUGCACAUUCACCACAAGACUAUUUGAAUUUCUUCUGUCUUGGGAACCGUGAAGACACGACCAACAAGGAUGAUUUGCCCAAUGACAAUACUCCCGAGGCACUGGCACGUAAGAGCCGGCGAUUCAUGAUCUAUGUCCAUUCAAAAGGCAUGAUAGUAGACGAUGAGUAUGUGAUUAUAGGAUCUGCAAACAUUAAUCAACGGUCUAUGGAGGGAACCCGAGACACAGAGAUUGCAAUGGGAGCUUACCAACCACAUAAUACGUGGGCAAGGAAACUCAUGGAUCCACGAGGCCAGAUAUAUGGAUAUCGAAUGUCUCUGUGGGCUGAGCAUCUUGGUACUAUUGAUGACACCUUCACGCAUCCAGAGUCUCUUGAGUGCGUAAGACAGGUCAGAGAAAUGGCCGAAGCAAACUGGACCCAGUUUGCUUCGAAUGAGAUAUCCGAGAUGACAGGUCAUCUCUUGAAGUACCCUGUUCAGGUUGAUCGAACAGGCAAGGUACGUCCUCUCGAGGGAAGCGAAGAGUUCCCUGACGUCGGUGGUCAAAUUAUCGGGUCGUUUCUCGGAAUUCAAGAGAAUUUGACUAUUUAAUGUGUCUUUUUUUUGUCCUUUACAUUUU
Cynara cardunculus var. scolymus (artichoke) is the source of this 2758-nucleotide messenger RNA. Its product is annotated as phospholipase D beta 1-like. Gene Ontology annotation, biological process: phosphatidylcholine metabolic process; phospholipid catabolic process. Gene Ontology annotation, cellular component: plasma membrane. The transcript has 10 exons. Bases 1 to 2730 code for a protein of 909 amino acids. The record is from RefSeq and is a predicted model, not a curated record. Gene Ontology annotation, molecular function: calcium ion binding; D-type glycerophospholipase activity. Lineage: Eukaryota; Viridiplantae; Streptophyta; Magnoliopsida; Asterales; Asteraceae.